Molecule: messenger RNA, 1455 nt
Organism: Geosmithia morbida
Lineage: Eukaryota; Fungi; Ascomycota; Sordariomycetes; Hypocreales; Bionectriaceae
Product: Glycosyl hydrolases family 16
Exons: 2
Coding region: 1-1455 (484 amino acids)
Biological process (GO): carbohydrate metabolic process
Molecular function (GO): hydrolase activity, hydrolyzing O-glycosyl compounds
Source: RefSeq, a predicted model, not a curated record
AUGGACCUUUCCGGUAGUGAUAGCGCAGGUAACGCAAAUGCAGCCAGGCUCAUCUCUGGACCCAACAACCAGAUCAUGGAUCAUCGUCCGACUGGUGACUCGGGGAGACCUGUCAGCACCCCCCGUCUCCCUUCGCAGAAUGACGGUCAGGUGCCUAGGGACCAGGGACCAAGGCAUCAGAGGUUCCUUUCGGCGAGCCACUCCGCGCGGACUACAGGGGCAGCAUACGAACCACGUCCAUACUUCCGCUCGCGGCGAAUAAGAAAGGGCACCGUCGAUCGACCGGAGCUGAGGGAGAAGGACCCUCGGGCCCUCUGGAUCACGCUGAUCCCGCUCAUGGGCUUCUUCGGUGGCCUAGCCGUGAUUGCGGUGCUGUCGUGGACGGGUUAUACGUCCGUCAGCAACCACGAGUACUGCGUGGUCUUUGUCGACGACUUCUCCAACGGAUUCAACUCAACAAUAUGGUCCAAACAUGUCGAGACUGGCGGCUACGGCAACGGAGAAUUCGAGGUGACGACCGGCGGUGACGAGAACGUCUUCGUACGGGAUGGCCAGCUCGUCAUCAGGCCGACCAUCCAGACCGACAGCUACAUUGCACAGACGGAGGUGACCAACCUCACGGCCGAUGGCACCUGCACGUCCGGGACGCCGGGCGAGUGCAUCCUGACCGCCAACCUGACGGCCGGGGAGAUUGUGCAACCGGUCAAGUCCGGGCGGAUCAGCACCAAGGACUUCGCCGUCAUCCGGUACGGCCGCGUCGACGUCACGGCCAAGCUGGCGGCCGGGGACUGGCUCCUCUCGCAGCUCCUGAUGUUCCCGGCCGAGGACUACUACGGCAGCUGGCCGGCGUCGGGGGGGAUCGACAUCGGCAUAUCGCGGGGCAACAACUACAGCUACGGCGGCGGGCAGGGAAACCAGCUCCUGCAGAGCGCGCUGCACUGGGGACCGGACCCCACCGCCGACCGCUGGCAGACCACGACCGGCGCCCGCCACGGCUGGCACGCCGAGUACCACGAGGAUUUCCACACCUUCGGCCUCGAGUGGACGGAGAGGUACCUCUUCACCUGGGUCGACAGCCGCCUGGCCCAGGUCACCUACGUCAAGUUCAGCCACGACUUCUACCGCCUGGGCGGCUUCGGCGCCACCUACGGGAACGGCUCGCGCAUCGUCGACCCGUGGGAGGGCGCCGGCACGAGCCGCUCCACCCCCUUCGACCGGCCCUUCUACCUCAUCCUAUCCGUCGGCGUCGGCGGCACGUCCGGCUGGUUCGCCGACGGCGUGCAGGGCAAACCCUGGGCCGACGCGUCCACCACGCCCAGGAAGGACUUCUGGGAUGCCAGGCACCAGUGGGGGCCCACCUGGGAGAAGGACGGCCACGGAGAGCUCGUCGUCAAGCGGGUGUCCAUGCACCAGCAAUGCGAUGACGGUGCCACCGACCUUUCGGGCUUUUCUUAG